Plasmodium malariae is the source of this 660-nucleotide messenger RNA. Its product is annotated as 60S ribosomal protein L7ae/L30e, putative. NCBI's taxonomy places the organism in Eukaryota, Apicomplexa, Aconoidasida, Haemosporida, Plasmodiidae. The record is from RefSeq and is a predicted model, not a curated record. The transcript has a single exon. Bases 1 to 660 code for a protein of 219 amino acids.
AUGAAAGAGAUAAAUGAAGAGUCUGAAAGUAACAAAGAAACGAAUGAGAAGGAAGGGCAAAACAACAACAGUAAUAAUAGUAAGAAAGGAAAAAACAAUUACGAUAAAAUGAUUGAAGAGAUAAAAACAGAGAAUAGUAAGUGUUACAUAUCAGUAAUUAGUGAACCAUUAUUAAAAAAAAAGUAUUAUAAAUACUUUUUAAAAAUUCUGGAUUACACAUACUGUGCUAAGGUAAACAUAUCACAUAUAAUAAAAACAAAUGAAAAUUUAGAUGAACAAAGAAAAAAAAUAUUAAAAACAAAAUUUUUAGUAAUAGGAUUAAGUCAAGUUAUUAAAGCUAUAAGAAAAGGAAUGCAAGGUAUUGUUAUUAUAGCUGUCGAUAUAUACCCCAUUGAUAUUAUUUGUCAUAUACCCGUAUUUUGUGAAGAACAUAAUAUUCCAUAUACUUUUGUUACAACAAAAAAUAAGUUAGCACAUUUAUGUAAAUUAAAACGAUCAAUUACUUGUUUAUUUAUAAUAAACCCAAAUAAAGAUCAUAUUUCCAUAUUUGAAGACACAAUAAAUCAGUACAAUAAGAAACAAAAAAUUAAUAAUUAUUCCAAGCUCUACGAAAAACUAUUAGCAGCUGUCAAAAAAAAUCACCCCUUUUUUCAGUCAUAG